Molecule: messenger RNA, 2184 nt
Organism: Oryzias latipes (Japanese medaka)
Lineage: Eukaryota; Metazoa; Chordata; Actinopteri; Beloniformes; Adrianichthyidae
Source: RefSeq, a predicted model, not a curated record
UUGAUUUUUUGUUGGGGGACAUUCAAUUCGAUCAGCCAACUGAGCAUUAAUGUUUAUGCCACACGGAGGAGCAACGGGACGCGAAAAACAAUAAAUGAAUCAAACUUCACGUCACUAAUGUGAUUGGUCAGUUUAAAUUCAAUAUAAAUUUAGUUCACGAUAGACAAAGGAAAUCUUGAUAUGGAAAAAUAACGCAGCACGUUAUUUAAAAGAAAAAGCAAAAAAAGAAGAGCAUGCAGAGAAAAAUAAAUCAGAUAUUUAAGAGGAAAUUCCAAAGUGAGGAUGAAGAUGUGCAGACAAACACUUCUGAAGGAGAGGAUGAAAAAGUGAAAAGUCGAAAUGCAAAUUGCAUUAAAGAACCCUCUGAGACACCAGGGCCAUCAAGCUCAGGUGACCCUUUUGUAUUGCCAGAGUAUCCUUCAAUCUGGACAAAAGAACAGUAUGAACAGUUUAAAGAGAAAAAUGAAUGGAUAUUUGCCAAAAACGGAAUGCUUGGCUGCCAAAAAUGCCACACUGUAAAAGAUCUCGGUGUUGCCUCAUCUCGGGGGGUAAAUAUUGCACCUAACUGGGUAGCAGGAAAGAUAUGCCCAUCUGGACACACAAGAAAUGUUCAGCUGUCGUCAUUGAGAAAAAAAAUACAUGAGCACAAAAACUCAGCAGCUCACAAAGAAGUUGUGAAAAUUUUAGAGACAGCGAAAAAAGACACUCUUGUAAACAUGAAUACCAAGAGUCAAGAUUUUGCCUUUGAGACAACUGCCAGGGUCUUCAGGACAGCCUAUUACGUGGCCAAGUACAAUAAACCAUUCACUGACUUUGAAAGUUUGAUUGAUCUACAGGAGACCAACUUAAUCAACAUGGGGAGAGUUUUACACAGCAAAACUGUGUGUGUUGAUAUUGUGGAUCACGUGGCUUCACAAAUGAAGAAAGAAAUUAUGACAAAAAUUAUACAAAAUAGGAGCAAGAUAACAGUAUUGGCUGAUGAAUCAACUAAUGUUGGUAACAAAUCAACGCUCAUUGUUUUUGUGAAAGCAAGUGUAGAUGGAGCUAUGGAACCUAUUUCUUUUCCCUUGGACCUUGUGGACCUGGACAGCCUAUGUGCUGCCCACAUCAAAGAAAAACUCAUAAACUGCCUGUUAAAAAAUGGUUUUACCAUGCAGUUGCUGCAAGAACUACUGAUAGGAUUUUGCAGUGAUGGGGCCAGUGUGAUGUUAGGGGUGAAGUCAGGAGUUGGAAAGUUGCUGAAAGACGACUUUCCAUCUAUUGUUCUCUGGCACUGUUUGAAUCACAGACUGGAGCUUGCUGUAGACCAGGCACUUGAUAAAACAGGGGGGACAAAAGAUUUCCAGGCCUUCCUUGACUCCCUUUAUUCACUUUACAGCCAAUCACCCAAGAACAUGAGAGAGCUCAGUGAGUGUGCGCACAAUCUGCACAUCACCCUUAAAAGGAUUGGUAGAGUAUUCAGCGUUCGCUGGGUGGCUUCAUCCUGGAGGGCAGUCAAUGCAGUGUGGCAGUCAUAUUCAGCCUUGGCACAACAUUUCCAGAAAGCAUCAGAGGACAACAGCAGAGACAGCAGAGAGAGAGCCAAGUUCAGUGGUCUGCUGUCUAAAACAGAAAAACUACUAUUCCAAAGGCCCAUGAGCUCAUGACCAACUACCUGAAGCGCAUUGAGAGCCUGAAAACCUACCCAGGAAAACACACUGUUGAAGCAGAGCAGGCCGAGCAGAAGAUGGAAUUUAAUGGACAUCAGUUAAAGGUGGGCAGGUCUCCCACCAUUGACUCUGCUCUCUUCAUAACUGCAGUGGUGGAGAGCAUGAAGGAAAGACUGUUUACAACAACAGCCAACAAAGCACAAAGUAGCGUGACAGCUGACCGCAAAGAGGCUUACUACAGCCUUAUCAAUCAGAUGGCAGUCCUUCACCCAGAAAACUGGGAUCAAGACAAUCCUCGAUUUGGAGAAGAGGAAGUCAGAACUUUGUGUGAACGUCUCAACAUCAAUGAGCAAGAGGCCCAUCUUGGGUACGUUGAGUUCAAGGCUAGUGGAGGGAGAAGCAUUCCUCCUCCAUUAAAAAAAUUACUUCUGGCAGUGGACACACUCUCAGCCAGUAAUGCAGAUUGUGAAAGAGGGUUUAGUACCAUGAAUAACAUAAUGACUGACCUCAGAGGCACCAUGACGACAAAAAAUGU